AUGUCAGGCCUUGAACCCUUCACAUUUAAGCUUGCUAAGGAUAGGGGGCACCUGUACGAACCAGUUGCACGAGCCUGGUAUGAAAGCAUUUCUGGUCACAAGGUUAGAAAAUCUGGGAUUGUUGUUAGUUUAACGGAGCCAUAUAUUGCCGCCAGCCCAGACGGUAUUAUAGAUAAAAGAACAAUUGUUGAAAUAAAAUGUCCAAUACGCCCGCUAGUAGACCUCAUAUCAUUAGGAAAAUAUGAUGUUCUACUCGAAGAUGGUCAGCCGAAAUUGAGCCCCAAGGGAAAAAAUGGCUAUUAUUGCCAAGUACAAGUUGCAAUGUUCUGCACUGAGUCAACUUUGUGCAAGUUUGUUGUGUGGACAGCUGAAAAGCAGUGUGUUGUGGAUGUUCCAUUCUGUAAAGAAUUUAUAAAGGGCAUUCUUCCUAGAAUUCGUGACUUUUACUUUAAGCACCUCCUUGUUAGACUAACAGAUGAGUUCCAGGCAAGUCGUCUGAAAAUUUCCCCGGAAUACAAAUCCUUGUGCCGUUAA
This is a messenger RNA of Mya arenaria, 534 nucleotides long. RefSeq lists its product as uncharacterized. The record is from RefSeq and is a predicted model, not a curated record. The transcript has 2 exons. NCBI's taxonomy places the organism in Eukaryota, Metazoa, Mollusca, Bivalvia, Myida, Myidae. Bases 1 to 534 code for a protein of 177 amino acids.